GUCGCGAUCAGUCGGCAUUUCAAAUCCGUGUGCUCUCCGCAGUUUCCGAAAGCAAAUACCGUGAAUGCCCCAAACCGAUCGGAAAUAUAUCCGUAAAAUAUAUAGUCGAUGCUGUGCAACAUUUGUGAUUGAAUUCAAAUACAAAUCGAUUGCAGGAAGUAUUUCCUAUUCCCCGGUCGACCUCUUUUCAAAUGGAACCAAUUUGCUCGAACAACGGGGGACGAUAAUUUAGCAAAGCCUGGCAGAACCUGCGAUUGCAAUUGUACUAUAUUGUACGGUGGCAAAAUGGAUACCGUCUAUGGAACAAAGAAAUACUUCCAGAGUUUAUCCGGCGUGAGUGAUAUAUACAGGGCUCAGACGUGUCGGCAAAUGAGUGCGGAUUAUACAUACCAGAACACAGUUGGCCGGAGGUCUCAGCUUGGGGCAUACUAUCACAUGAACAAGCAGCCCUCGUACACAAAUGAGCACAGUCUAAACAGUCAAUAUGGAUACAAUACGUGGGGCAUCUGGCGGGAUGGAAGGAACAUUGCCCCAUCCACGUUCUCGGCCAAGACGCAUACUCAAUACCCCAAGAAUCGAUCCUUCAGCAUUAUCCUGACCACGGCUGCAUUCAUUGUCCUGCUGGCCGUCAUCUCCAUCGCCGGAUUGGCCUUCUACUUUAGCUCAAUUAAGACCACACUGGAGGAUCCUAUUAUGGGCUUCGAGGGUUCUUUCCGCAUUGCCAAAGGGGAUCUCUUCUCCACGGGUCUGAAAUACAAUCACACGACAACCUACAAACAGAAGAUUGAUUUCUACAAAAGGUUUGUGGAGCGAUCGAUGAUGGAUAAUGGACUGCAGCCACUGCGCACUGAUGUCUGGGGUUUCGGAGAGGGUCCACUGAUAAAGGUCUCAUUUCGGGUGUUUCUCGACGUUCGUAAACUACCACAAAACAUUCUGAGCGUGGAGGAGUACAUUAAGGAGUCACUGUUCCUGGAAACCUCUGCCACGAAAUCCCUGUAUCGCUCAUUGCGUUUGGAUACAGAAUCGGUGGAGAUAAAACGCAUAAUGGAUGAGCAGGUGGUGCGAUCUGCAGCUAUAUUAAAGGAAGCCCAAACGGUGCCAACUAGUCAAACCCAGUUGGAAAAACGACUCAUGAAGAAGGGAAGUACUCCGGCACCAGCUCCACUUCAUCCAAAACCUUUGGGAAGCAAUACCACACCCAAGCCGAAGAAUCCUCUGUUGCGCAGUCAUUCCGCCGAUGAAGAGCCAGAUAUUGAUGUCGAGAAUGCUCCGGUUAUCCAGGGUUCGUUUGAGGGAUCCUUUGAGAUCACCAAGACGGAUGCGGACAUUGCCAGGAAGAAGACUCCACCCACGAGAGCCUAUCAAGCCAGUAGUAGUAGCAGCACUUUGCCACCCAAGGCUAUUGCAGUGACACCCUUUUCCUUGAGGGUGAAGCCCAAGAAACCGAGCAUUGAGAAGCUAACGACGGUGCUUCCGCAGCAGGUGCCGACUGGAAGUCCCACUAGCACCACCAGGGCAACCACUAAAGCCACCAAGGCAACCACUACUACGACAAAGAGAACUACCACUUCUACGACCAGAAAAACCACCACUACGACUACUCCUAAACCUACGACAACAAUACCUACGACAACAACGGAGGCAACCACGACAACUACCACUUCAACGACAACAACACCACCACCACCACCUCCUAGCACCACUAGAGCCACCACAACUACCACCACUUUUACCUAUCCCUCGGUGGCUCCACCCACUCCUUCAAAUCAAGGAGGAUCUUUGCCGAAAUUGGAUGCCAAUCUGUUCACCACCUUCCCCAUUUUGGACACCCAACCUUGGAGACCAAUGCAUCGAGAGGUUCCGGAAUUGCUGCCAGGUCCACCUCCCGCUUUUCCCACCAAAACUUUAGCUGGAGGAACCACUCCAACUAUAAAUCAUAUUCCCCAGCGGAGGAUAGAUGAGUUUGAGCUGCCCUUCAUCGGAGAUAAUCCAACUCCUCCGACAGCAGCUGUGGCUCCAGUGACCAUUGAUCCCUACAGUCUGGGGUUCCUCAAUCCCGGCUUGCGAGUACAGGAGCCAAAACCCAAUCUGGGACAGCAGCCACAGGAUCAAGACAUGCUUUUCUACCACAACUUUGGCAGUCCGAUCUUUAUGCCAGGCACUGAGAACAUAGAGCGUUUGGGCGGAGCUCUGGUGGAACCUCAUCCUCUGCCCGUGCCCCUCAUAGAUGAUGUUAUCAUUCCGCCAUUUAAGCCCAUUGAUCCGACGAUAGGAACGGGUGAGAAACUGCCCUUUAAUCUGGAUGUCAGCAACGAGAGAUUCGAGCAUCUGGGUGGUGGAGUCAUUGCCAAGAAGCCACAGGAGAAGAUGGAGAAGAAGGAGCAGCCAGCGAAGAAGGAGCCACUGGAGCAGCAAGUUAAGGAAGUGAAUCAAACGCAGGUGGAGAAGAAGGAUGUUCAGAAGGAGAAGAAAGAGGAGCAGGUGAAGACAGAGCAACUUGAAAUCACCACAAAACCAGUAAUUAAAGUGGAGAAAGUGGAGGUCACCACAUCGCCUUCAAAGAUCGCAACUAAUAGCCCACCCAAACCAACAAAAACUCCAUCUUUACCUUCCCUAAAGCCAACGGAUAAUUCCGUUUUGGCCGAUACCAUAGGAGAAUUCUUCAUGGAACUAUUGAAUCUGCCCAAAGAGGAUAAUGCGACUGCCACAAAAAAAACAACAGAAGAACCGAUUGAAUCCAGGGUAGAACCAGAGGAGGAUGAGACCCAGAAGUCGCCCAGCUUGAGCCACUCCAAGCCGAACUUCUUGAAUCUCAAGCAGAUCAUUCUGCAGAGGAAUACCCCUUCGGCUAUACUGUCCAAUGCAACUUUUGAGGAGGAAACAACGACUACAACGUUGGUUACCACAACAACCAGCACAACGGAGGAGCCUAGGACCACGAAAAGGAAUCGCAUCCGGACCACCAGUGAACGACCCACAAUGAUGGACGACUCCAACUUGUUUCCUUCGCAUUCAAAGUGGGAGUUUGUGAACAGUUCUUCGGCUCAGGGAUUUGGACACAAUUCGAAUAUGAGAAAGGUCUUCAAUCAGACGCUGCAGGCUUGGGUAUCGGAGGACAUUGACAAGUCGGAGAAUCUAACUUUGAAUGACAUCAAGACGCGAAUCAACAAUGCUAGUAACAUUCAGGACAUCUCGUUGAUCUUUGACACAUUGGCUUCCAAGUUGGGUAUCACUCCUAGUGUGCCCAACAAGUUCCCACCCUUUUCGCAGAACAAGCUAAAGCAGGCACCCAAGGAGGAAGUCAGGAGACCCAUACCCACAUCCACCACCCCGCAAGUUCCAUUAGUAGUCCCGGAAAGCAAACUUCCUGUUGAGAGGGAGCCCUUCAUUAAGCCCAUGGCCAGUUUUCUAGAGGAUGGCUCCUCUGAAGUCUUGGGGGCAGCAAUACCCGUGAUUGGCGAGGCGGAAGUGGAGGUGGUGGACCCACUGAACUACGAGGAGAUGCUCAAGAUCUCGCAGUUUGCUCCUAGCAGCACGGAGCCCAGUGUGCAUCGACUGGUGACUCUACUUCCAGUGCGAUCGAACUCGGGAAUUCGCACGUAUAGACCACCAGCCGAGGAUGAAGAGACGCAGAGGAGUGCGAGUGAUUCAGUAAUGCCCGUUCCUGGACCCACUGUUCCGGCUUCCGCUCCCGGAAGGAUCAGCAUACGGCGCAAGAGCAACCUCAACCAGAGCCGGAGAUUCGGCCAACCACCCGCAGAGGCGGUGGUCAAGGGCGGCAUCCAGGUGACGGUCAAGAAGUGAUCACAGAGUCGGCCAAAUAGCUUCACCAUGAGAUUAGAGGAGAGACAAGUUCUACCACAGAGCCCCAUGAUUUAGCUUAGACCACUAUAUGUUAGCUAUAAGUAGGGAAUAUACAUUUAGUUAGGUCGAUCGUGCAAAUAACGAAAUCUUGUUCGAAAAUUGUUUACCCCCAUGUUGGAACAAUUUUGGAAUGACACUUCCGGUUAUACUCGGCGGUAUCAGCGACUGCCAGUCCUCAGUAUUUAAGACAAACCACAUCACAUUCAUUGCCUAGGUAUCGAAUCAUUAGUUUGUAUACAAUCCUACGAUUUUCCAAUAUUAUUUUCUUCAGUUCAUUGCGAUUCUUAUGUUAAUGUUAGCUAUGGAUGCGUUAGAGAAGUACUUUUAGUAAAUGAUUAAGCUCGAUCUUGGAAUAAAUGUGAAUAAUUUAUUAUUA
Molecule: messenger RNA, 4240 nt
Organism: Drosophila elegans
Lineage: Eukaryota; Metazoa; Arthropoda; Insecta; Diptera; Drosophilidae
Product: mucin-17
Exons: 6
Coding region: 286-3804 (1172 amino acids)
Source: RefSeq, a predicted model, not a curated record